Messenger RNA from Saccoglossus kowalevskii, 3898 nucleotides. RefSeq names its product metastasis-associated protein MTA3-like. Gene Ontology annotation, molecular function: transcription corepressor activity; histone deacetylase binding; sequence-specific DNA binding. Lineage: Eukaryota; Metazoa; Hemichordata; Enteropneusta; Harrimaniidae. The record is from RefSeq and is a predicted model, not a curated record. Gene Ontology annotation, biological process: negative regulation of transcription by RNA polymerase II. Gene Ontology annotation, cellular component: NuRD complex; nucleoplasm.
GAAGAAAACGGGCGCUGGAAUAUGGUGAGCCCUUUGUGAUCCAGGUCUUCGGUGUACCUACUCUACUGACUAUAGGUAUACAUGAUCUCGUAGAAUAAUACUGUCGACACCUUCCGAGGUACCAAGGGAGCCCGUAAAAGGCGAAUCAUUGACAAUGGCGGCAAAUAUGUACCGAGUUGGAGAUUACGUAUAUUUCGAAACUUCCUCAUCCCAACCGUACCUCAUCAGAAGAAUUGAAGAAUUAAACAAGACCCCCAAUGGCAAUGUCGAAGCAAAAGUUGUAUGUUUUUACCGCAGAAGGGAUAUUUCAAGUUCACUAAUACAGCUAGCAGAUAAACACCAAACUGAUGCUACUAUUUUCUAUUGUGUCAGACAAAUGAAUGAGUUCUCUGGGGAAAGGUCAGAUAUUUUCUUCUAUUCUCUUGUUUACGACCCACAACAGAAGACUUUGCUGGCAGAUAAAGGUGAAAUUAGAGUGGGUUCCAGGUACCAGGCAGACAUACCACCCAUGCUUGGGGAAGAUGAUAAAGAUGAGAGAGAAUUACCUAAACUGGAGACUAUCGUGUGGGAUCCUCGAUGUGGGAUAACAGAUAGACACAUUGACCAAUUUAUGAUUGUCUCCAGGUCUGUAGGCACAUUUGCCAGAGCCUUAGAUUGUAGUAGCUCAGUUCGUCAGCCCAGCUUACAUAUGAGUGCUGCUGCUGCCUCAAGAGAUGUCACACUGUUCCAUGCAAUGAAUAUACUACAUAAACAUGAUUAUGAUAUUGCAAAGGCUAUUGCUAAUCUCGUUCCUCAAGCUGGACCAGUAUUGUGCCGUGAUCAGAUGGAAGAGUGGUCCGCAUCCGAAGCUAACUUAUUUGAAGAAGCCUUAGAAAAAUAUGGGAAAGAUUUUAAUGAUAUACGACAGGAUUUUUUGCCAUGGAAAUCACUGCCUAGUAUCAUAGAGUAUUAUUAUAUGUGGAAAACCACAGACAGAUAUGUGCAACAGAAACGACUGAAGGCAGCUGAAGCCGAAAGUAAACUCAAACAAGUGUAUAUUCCUAAUUACAACAAACCAAAUCCAAAUCAGAUCAGCAAUAAACCUGGAAUACAGCCACCAACCGCAGGGGGUAGAGCAUGUGAAAGUUGUUACGCUGGUUCUUCUUUCCAAUGGUAUUCCUGGGGCCCAGCUAAUAUGCAGUGUCGGUUAUGUGCAGCUUGCUGGAUAUACUGGAAGAAGUAUGGUGGCCUGAAGAUGCCAACAAGAUUGGACGGAGAUAGACCAGUUCCUAACCGUGUGCUGGAUGGGUCCGUAGCAGAGGGAGAUCGUCCUAGCCCCACCAACAGAAGCCAGGAUCCCCAGUAUGCUUGCAAUGUAUGCAACAAAGCUUUCUAUAGACAAGAACGUCUAGCUGCUCAUAUGAGUGCUCACAGACCAUUCCGAUGUACCAUUAGUGGUUGUGGCAAGGAAUUCAAACUCAAAUCUCAUCUAGCUCGUCACUGCCAGACAGUACAUGGACUUACUAUUCGUAGCAGUUCUACCAAACCUACUGUUUUAAAGACUAGACAAGCGUUCUUUCUCAGUGCGACAACAUUGACCAGGAUUUCUAGAAGAGUAUGUAAAGAUAUAUUGAAUUCGCGGCAUCAUGCAAGGUCACCGUUUUCACCGAUCAAUAUCACAGCAAUCAAACAAGAAUACUCACAUGGCAGCGAUCUUUGUAUUUCUACUUCAUUAGGCCAAGUGAGAUUACCAACUGCAGCCAAGACUCUGGCAUUAAAGAACAAAAAAUGGCCAGAUUCUAACGUGGUUGUGAGUAAACUGGGUAUUGAUGUGAAGUGUGAGUUGCCAGCAUUAUUAGAACGUACAAAAACAACCACAUCAGAGCCACCCAGGUUGUCGUUUCCUCCUCCUUUAUCAAUGCCAAUCUUUCCUAGAGUGGAUCAAAAUGAUAAAGCAAAAGGAGACAAUACACAAUCUAUCAAUUCCAUCUCACCUACCAUACUCAGGAAGAGGGGUUAUGAACAACAUAAUGGAAUCGAUGGUCUGACUGCUAAACGUUCUUCAUAUUCACUAUCAGGGAUAACUAGACUCUCAGCCAGGAUUAUAUCUGCCAAAGGUGGAGAUAAAACUGUCGUACAUCCUCCACAUGAACCAGUCAGAUCCGGACUCAGUAGACAUGCAUUGUCUCGUAAUAUGAAUGGCAGUCGUCAAUAUCCCAGUGGUAGAGUUGAAACCAUGCCAAUGAGAAAGAGACGAAGAAUUAAUUGGAUGGACGCCCCUGAUGAUGUCUAUUUCCAUGCUAAUGAGAACACCAAGAAAUUACGAAAACAGAUGACGUUAUCGCAACAUAGAAGAAUUGCACGUCGUCCUUGGUCUUCGACUGGUAUCAAACUACCUGUAUAUGCUCAGCCACCACCCCCACCUAUUCCGCCAGAACCCAUUGUAAUCGAUGAUUAGACAAUAAGUUGUAUUGUUAUCAUUCCAUUGUCUUUUAUACAAAAUAGGUAUUGUUCCUUUGUUUCUCCCCCAAAGUAUUGUAUCCCUCUCCCCACAGUAUGAUUCUUUUUCUGUUUUUUUCUUUAGAUUACGUGAUUGAGUUUCUUAAAACCCUUCAUUUCACUCAAACAAUAUUUUAGUAUUUCUAGCCACAUUUGUUCAAAGAAAAGGAAGUGAAAAAAUAGAAUAGACGUUGAAGUAAAGAGGUGGGAAAGUACUCAGUAUUUCAUUGCAGACUUUCCAAUCUGAGAAAAAAGUUUGAGACAGUGAAUUUGUUUCUUCUACAUGCAGAGUUGGGUGAUAACACCUGAAAUUAAAUAUUCUACAUUGAUCAGUUGUGGUGUGGACUAAUUCCCAUGACAUUUAUAAUUUUAUAGCGCAUAUUCUCACCUUGCACGUUUUUUUUUUUACUAUUUUACAUCAUAUAUGAAUUAUGCUGGCAUUUAAUGAGGAGACGGCCAGGUAGACAUUGAUUAUGAAUGCAUGGUAGUGCUGUGAAGGGCUGUAAGAAACUUUUAUUUGCACUUUUGUUUGAUUUCCAUAAUGCUGAAUCGCUUAGAGAAAAUGUAAAAAGCAUUCAUGAAUAUUGUGUUUUUUUAAUCCAUACACUCACAAUUUAGUAAAUUGUGUCUAAUAUAUAUAUAUAUAUGGAAUAAUUGGUUUAUUUCGGUGUUUGCCAAACUUUCAUAUUACAUGGUAACAGUGCAGUACUUCAAAGAGACAUGGAGGGAGGGGGGUAUGUGUAUAUAAAGGGAUUUGCAAGGUUUUGUAUUACAAUAUACACACACGGCUUGAUAUUAAUGGUUACAUUUUAUAACAUGGGGAUUCCUUGCUUGUCUGUACCAUGAACUUACCACUGAAAUUAUUUUGACAGCAGUCAAAUGGGAAACUAAUUUUUCUCUCUAUGAAUAUAAUUGCAUGUGUACGUUAGUGUAGCAUAAUUUUCUUCUUGAUGAUGCAUAUUUAUGUAUUUCUGCAUUGAACUCUCAUCACUUGGCUUCAAAUUGUCAGCUGGCAAAUAUGGACGAUGAAUAAAACUCUUCUUUUUUUUUUUUAGUCUUGGAUCUGAUUGGGUUAGAAAGGGUGUUAUUUCAGGUUUUAGCAUUUUAAGUUGGAAUUUGCCACCUUGAAGAUGUCUAGAAUAAAUUAUUUUUUAUAAAAAAGAAAUUAAAAUGGGAGUUCUCCUGCAGAAAUCUCAAUUGCAUCCCCGAGAAUGUAUUGGCGUCUUCCGUUUAUUGCAAAGUGAUGCAUUGGGAACAAUGCAUUUUGGGUUAAACUAUUUGGUUGACUUGGGUUGGAUGGGAGGAUGAUAGAGGGGAGGGGAGGGGACGAUGUCUGUUUAAUUGAAUAUAUUUCAUAGAAUACUGCGAGACAAAUUGGUAAUUAUUUAUGGAGUUGUCUAUUAAACUUUGUUCAACAAAA